This is a messenger RNA of Mycetomoellerius zeteki, 1758 nucleotides long. RefSeq lists its product as uncharacterized. The record is from RefSeq and is a predicted model, not a curated record. The coding region runs from base 18 to 1682 and encodes 554 amino acids. The transcript has 9 exons. Lineage: Eukaryota; Metazoa; Arthropoda; Insecta; Hymenoptera; Formicidae.
AAACUUGCCGAUUUAUCAUGAACGAGGUUGCAGAUAAUUUUGCAUGGACUCGCCAGCUCGAGUGUCCACUGACAAUAUACAAUGAAUCGGUGAAGAAAAUAUUGUGCAAAGGAGUACUGGAGCUCCUGUGGGAGGAUAUUUCCAAUUCUGCGUUUCCUAUAGCUGAAGCAUGUAAAAUAAGAAAGAACGUUUUGCUGUGCAAACUGAAGCACGGAUUAACUGAUUCUGCAAUUUCAUCUGUGAGAGAUUUAAAUCAAUUAAAAGUCAAAAAUAAUGCACUGAAACAGCAGAUAUCUACAUUGGAAGAAGGAUACGAAGAACAGGAUUAUACUGUCAGGCAAAAACUGCAACGGUUAAAGGAUAUAAAGAGCGAGUGUUCGCUGAUCAGCAGGAGAAAGGAUUUGCUUAAACUGAAACACAGCGAAACCAGCAAGCAAGUGAAAGAUUGUGAUGACAUGAGACAAGUAUGUCAGCAUUUAAUGCCAAGCACUUCUAAGGACAUAGAUCAACAAAGAUUGGGAGAGAAUUUGGAUAUAAUAGUAGACCUGCGUCGUUCAGCCACAGAUAAGAAACAAAUAUGGACAAAGGUAUCAAACUCUCUUAAUAGUAUUGAUGUACACACACUAUGGACACACUUAUAUCAAAUGCUGUCGGAAGAUUUGAAUACAUUAAUGAAAUUGGAGACCAAGAAUGACUUCGACAAUUUAAAUAUAGUAGGCGAAAGUAUAGAUAUUGGUAUUGCAAGAGCAUCUGGUCAAUAUAUAUGCAUGAUAUCAAAACGCAUAUUGUCUAAUACUAAAGUCAAUAUGUAUCAACAACGUUUAAUGGAGUUUAUAGAUUUAAUAGAGUCGUUAUCCCAUGAAGAUGUGAGCGCGUGGUUAGCUUUAAAAUUGGAGGUGAAAAAAUUAAAAGCCGAACAGGCUUACCUACAAAACGAAGUUCAGAAAUUGAAAAACAUUAUUCAAGAAAAUUCCUUGCUCAAUCUCGAUAUAGGUCGAUUAACGGCCGACAUAGAGACGAUUGACGCACAGAUGGAUAAAUAUAUAAAGGACAUUCAGCAAUCCAUAGCAGUUUUAAACUCUACGCCAACGCUCAUAUUUAAAGGGAAAACCUUACAGGCUGACAAUUACGAUGCCAAUUGUGUGAAUAAUGCAUUGGAUAUCGAACUGGAUAUGUUUUACAAUAUCUUGGAUCUCAACGCUUUACGAAAAGUAAUGUUGAAGGGAGAUGUGGGACUGUACAGACACGCAAUUUGUGGGCUCGACAAAGCCUCCAUCACGACGAUCAACCCGCAAUGUUCGAGGAUCAAGCGUUACUUCCCGACAAUACAAAUGUCGAUAUAUUCUCUCAUAGAAUGCUAUAAAAAUGUAACUGCCAAUAUAAUUUACACGAAGCUACACAAUUCAACUUUAACGGAGGAAAUUGAGUGCACAGAUAAGUUAAUGUCGCCACGAGAAAAAUGUAAUUAUAAUAGUCUGGAAAUGCUGAACCUCGCCAAAGUCGCUUGUGAUCAGACACUCGAAGAGAUCAAACACUUUAACGCAGUCCUAAGUGCUUGGACGAACCAAGACGUACAAGAAGCGAUGGCACUCGACGAAACAACCGUGGACGGCGUAUCUUUUAAGGAUUGGUUGCAACGUUACAAUUUAUUAUUAUACAUGAUACACAAACAUAGCAAAUGAUUCAUAUAUCUAUACUACACUCUUACGCCAUUCAUCUAUAAUAUAUUCUAUAUGAUAUUAUUCAUGUGUCCACAGA